AUGUUGACCUUUGGUAGGCUGAGAAUGUACAAGAAGCAGCUCAAGACUUGGAACUACCACAAAAACGUCCGCAGACAAGAUAUUGACGCCAUGAUACAUGCCCAAAACUGUCGCGAAGGGGCGGUCGGAAAGGGGACAACUUUCUACGUCAGUGGAAAAGAGUUUAAUCUCAACAGACGACUAGGAAGCAGCCAAGUGCCGGUCACUGGGCUCGCUACGAUCGGCUCUGGCGAUGUUCACGGCAUGCUCCCAGCCUGGAUCACUUUUCGCACACCGUCCCCAGAACCCUACCCACCCCGUUUACCUGACGACCUAAAGUUGAAAGAGAUUGUACUUCAUUGGUUCGAUGAGCCAGAAGGUAAAACAAUCGUGUCGUUGAACUACCCAAUCAUCCGAACCUAUCACCAGGGGCUUCGAUACUUUUCAGAUCAGGAAUGGGAAAAGGGUGGCUUCUGGCUUCGGCUGGCAUUCCAAAGUCUCCCAGAACUGAUUUCUGCCCCAUCCCCAAUAAUUAUUUUUAAGCUGGCGUGCUUGAGCGUGUCCUACCCAGACCCUGGUGUUUAUAUUCACUUUUGGAAGUUUGUUGCUUCAUACAUGACAAUCGCACUACCCGAGGAACACUACCUGCGGCGCCUUUCAGCUGCAGCGAUGCAAUGUCUUGACAGCAUGGAUGUCGCAAACCACAUACAAUUACUGUCCGACACAAUGUCGACUGUCCUCAGCGACAAUCCUCAGCUCAUAUUUCCAGCUUCCCUGGAGCAUGCGUGGAAUGCCCCUUACCCAGGGUGCCCAGGUAAGGUGAUAAUCCGAUGUCCUGAAAAGUGCAGCUUGGAGGCACUUGUUCAGGCCAGCAUUAGAGACUCGGCGUCUUUACUAGGUAUUAUCAGACACCGCAUUUCGAUUUUGGAGGGAUGGGGUAGGAGUGGGGGCUGGUACUCCGAUGUUAUUUACCGGGCUGCGCUCGCAUUACUACGGCUCAUGGAGAACAUGGAUUACACGAGCGGGUUGUUACGGAGAAGCCAGCAUUGCUUGAUCAUUGUUGCUUUACACCACAAGGCUCGGUUCGACGCCAAUCCAAGCACAAACAAUCCACGGAUGCGACUAGCCAUCUCGUUUCUCGAACGUGCUAUCCUUCUCGAGCCUGAAUAUGAUAAUGGCAGCUUUGAUCUCCAAGAUCAAAUACAACUCCUAAAGGCAUGGUAUCAAGCGAUCGACGAUUCUGGAGGUGUUCAAAGGUGUAGGGACAUGCAGGAGCGCUACGAAAAGAAGUUAUUGGAACAAAUGGCAGAGGGGAGAACGUCUUUGUAA
Messenger RNA from Pestalotiopsis fici W106-1, 1308 nucleotides. RefSeq lists its product as uncharacterized. NCBI's taxonomy places the organism in Eukaryota, Fungi, Ascomycota, Sordariomycetes, Amphisphaeriales, Sporocadaceae. The record is from RefSeq and is a predicted model, not a curated record. The coding region runs from base 1 to 1308 and encodes 435 amino acids. The transcript has 2 exons.